AUGAAGAAACUGUUUGAAGCAAUUUCGCGGUGGUAUGCUCGAGCUAAUAAGGCUACGUUGAACGUUUGGAUCUUUGCUGGUGCCAUUGUUGGUAUGUACACCAUGUACGAAGCAAGCCAAGGACUCCUUCAUAGAAAGGUGAAAGAUCGUUGGAGUGCUGUCGAGUAUGAGAGGGAACAUCCAGAUGAAGCAGAUGAUGAUUGGUUAGACGAUGAUGAUGAUGAUGACGACAUGAAGCAUUAACUCACUUUUAUACAUGAUUUUGUGGAAUUGCU
Blastocystis hominis is the source of this 275-nucleotide messenger RNA. RefSeq lists its product as hypothetical. The record is from RefSeq and is a predicted model, not a curated record. Bases 1 to 243 code for a protein of 80 amino acids. Lineage: Eukaryota; Bigyra; Opalinata; Blastocystidae. The transcript is spliced from 3 exons.